GGUAUAGGAGAAGAGGGGGGGACCAGCGGUACCCGGGUCCUCGUACUAAACCCGAGCGCGCUCUUAGACGCGCUCGCACUCCGAGAAGUGGCCGGCAGCGCACCGUCGCGUCCCGGUCUCCGUGCGCGGCUCCGGCCGAGGCGACAGACGUGCGCGCGCGCAGCGCGUUCCCCCCCCCCUUCCGACGGGACAUCUGGAGCAGCUCCCAGACGCGCGAGCGCGGCUGAGGACACCUGGAGAGCGGCGGACCGAGGAGGAAGCAGAGCCGCGAGACGAGCACUGACACGCGCACAGACAUGGCUGCCGCCUUCCCUCGGACCCUGGGGGAGCUGCAGCUCUUCCGCAUCCUGCAGAGGGCCAACCUGCUGUGCUACUACGACGCCUUCAUCCAGCAGGGCGGCGACGACGUGCAGCAGCUGUGCGAGGCCGGCGAGGACGAGUUCCUCGAGAUCAUGGCGCUGGUGGGCAUGGCCAGCAAGCCGCUGCACGUGCGGCGCCUGCAGAAGGCGCUGCGCGACUGGGUCACGAACCCGGCGCUCUUCAGCCAGCCGCUGGCCGCGCUCCCCGUCUGCAGCAUCCCCGUGUACAAGGUGCCCGAGCGCUCGGAGCCGGAGCCGGCGUCGGGCUCCCCGCGCUUCUGGGCGGCCCGCGGCCCCGACAGCGAGCCGAGCCUGUCCCCGGCCGAGCUGGCGUCCCCGCCGUCCCCCCGCGAGGGUCCCGAGGCGCUGGACGCGGCGGCCGUGCGCUCCGUGGCCGAGUGCGCGGAGCGAGUGGCCCGGGCGCUGCCCCGGUGCGAGGCGGCCGAGGCGCGCGAGCUGCUCCGCGGCAACAAGAAGCUCGCCAAGAUGAUCGGCCACAUCUUCGACAUGAGCGACUCGGACCCGCGCCGAGAGGAGGAGAUCCGCAGGUACAGCGCCAUCUACGGGCGCUUCGACUCCAAGAGGAAGGACGGCAAGCAGCUCACGCUGCACGAGCUGACCGUGAACGAGGCGGCCGCCCAGCUGUGCGUGAGGAACGCGGCGCUUCUGACCCGCAGGGACGAGCUGUUCUCUCUCGCCCGCCAGGUGUCCCGCGACGUCACCUACAAGUACACGUACCGCGCCGGCAGGUCGCAGUGUGAAGACAAGGAUGAGGCUUCCCCGAAGAGGAUAAAAACCGAGGUCUGUGCCCAGGACGGCGUUUUUGACCUGCAGGAGGCAAUGCAGGCCAUCUACAUGAGGCAGGAGGCACUGAGGGAGCAGCUGACCCGCGCCAAGCCAGCCGGGGGCACCGAGGCUGGACGGAACCCCCAGGCCACCAAGGCUGCCUCGCUGACCCACGUGCACCUGGAGCAGCUGCUCGCCAGGCACAUGGAGAUGCUCAGGGACACAGAGGCCCACGAGAGGCUUCAGGCGCUGGAGUGGAGGGUCCCCAGCGGAGCCCUCAAGAGACAGGAACCCGACAAGGUGUCGGCCAGUAGGAUGGUCAAGUCACAAGCGGAGUCUCCCGCGGUCCCGCGGGGCCCCCGGCCGAGGAGGAGCACAGCUGAAGGCGAGGUUCCCCUCGGGAGGCAGCUGGCCAUCGAGCUCAAAAGGCGGCACUCCGUCGGAGAGCCCAGGACGGUGGCCGCAGAAAAUGGGAGCAGGGAGGACUUCGCGCGGUCUGUGCUCAACCCCUCCGAGAAGAAGGUCAUCAAGCUAGAGCCGGAGGAGCCCAGAUAACCUCGGCCACGGACGCUCUGCCUAGCUGGCUGCAGCCGAGCCUUAACAACCAGCGAUGCCUCGUAAAGCGCCGUUUGCCAAAGCGCCCGGAUCUCCCGGCACGGUCCCUGCGUGGGGCGAGACCCCCGGUGGGGAUCCUCGCUGACUGCACCGUUCCUGCUGUCACUGCAGCUCUCUGUGGCUGGACAGUGUGGGGUGGCAUCUCUCCUAUGUAUAAUUGCAGUGUUCCUCUGGGAAACGUAAUAGGGAAGCGUUUAAAUGUUCUCUGUGUAGGAAACAAAAACUGUGUUGUUUUUGCCAAAAGUGGAGUGAACGAACUUUUUUGUGUGUGUGUGUGUGUGUGUGUGUGUGUGUGUGCGUGCGCGUGCACGUGUGUGUGCUCGCAGAAAGCCAGCAGUGAGGAUAUAUCAUACAAACAGUCCUCUGUCAGCUCAAGUGACGUCGGCGUUGUGUUGUAAAAAACCAGAGGACGGGGACCCUGCCCACAAGAGCACGAUGGCGCUUUCGGCGUCGAUCCGAAGGACGAGUACAGCUCGUGCGUCUCCUUGAUUUCCGUGCCAUUUUAGUAAAUUAGUAAAACUAUAAAAUGACACUAGCGCCUUGUGUUACGAACGGUCCAGUUACAAAAUGUCGAAGAUACAAACAUUUUGCCACUGUAUCUAUUUUUCAUGUAAAAUUUGCGCCCGUCGCGGAGCGAACGUAACCCGCGUUUACCCCCCCGAGCCGAUAGAUGGCAGUAAAGAGGACCGAAACAGAAGCGCGUGGGAAAAUGAGAAUUCGACUCACUUCCCAAGCGUCUUGUGUUCCUGAGUGACUGUGAUCGAUAAGAAGAUGACGAAUGUCGAACGUGUUAAUGGGAUGAAUCCGUGCAUAAUCGGCAUGGAAUAGGAGUUGACGGUAUGUGAUUUUUAUUUUUUGCCAUUUUAAAUAGUUUAAAUUUUAAUGUAGCUCAACUUAAUAUUA
Scleropages formosus (Asian bonytongue) is the source of this 2663-nucleotide messenger RNA. RefSeq names its product NGFI-A-binding protein 1-like. Gene Ontology annotation, biological process: negative regulation of DNA-templated transcription. Gene Ontology annotation, cellular component: nucleus. Gene Ontology annotation, molecular function: transcription coregulator activity; transcription factor binding. The coding region runs from base 297 to 1700 and encodes 467 amino acids. NCBI's taxonomy places the organism in Eukaryota, Metazoa, Chordata, Actinopteri, Osteoglossiformes, Osteoglossidae. The record is from RefSeq and is a predicted model, not a curated record. The transcript has 8 exons.